Salvelinus fontinalis (brook trout) is the source of this 1431-nucleotide messenger RNA. RefSeq names its product dynein heavy chain-like. The record is from RefSeq and is a predicted model, not a curated record. Gene Ontology annotation, cellular component: membrane. The annotation marks the transcript as partial. The transcript is spliced from 4 exons. Lineage: Eukaryota; Metazoa; Chordata; Actinopteri; Salmoniformes; Salmonidae.
AUGGUGGUACUGAAUGAGGUACACCACUGUACACUACACCAUGUACAGUACACCACUGUACACUACAACACCGUACAGUACACCACCGUACACUACACCACUGUACACUACACCACCGUACAGUACACCACUGUACACUACACCACCGUACAGUACACCACUGUACACUACAACACCGUACAGUACACCACUGUACACUACACCACCAUACAGUACACCACGAUAAACAAUCAUACAAUCAUCUAUUCCAUCUAUAUAAUCAUCUAUUCCAUCUAUACAAUCAUCUAUUCCAUCUAUAUAAUCAUCUAUUCCAUCUAUACAAUCAUCUAUUCCAUCUAUAUAAUCAUCUAUUCCAUCUAUAUAAUCAUCUAUUCCAUCUAUACAAUCAUCUAUUCCAUCUAUACAAUCAUCUAUUCCAUCUAUACAAUCAUCUAUUCCAUCUAUACAAUCAUCUAUUCCAUCUAUACAAUCAUCUAUUCCAUCUAUAUAAUCAUCUAUUCCAUCUAUACAAUCAUCUAUUCCAUCUAUACAAUCAUCUAUUCCAUCUAUAUAAUCAUCUAUUCCAUCUAUACAAUCAUCUAUUCCAUCUAUAUAAUCAUCUAUUCCAUCUAUACAAUCAUCUAUUCCAUCUAUAUAAUCAUCUAUUCCAUCUAUAUAAUCAUCUAUUCCAUCUAUACAAUCAUCUAUUCCAUCUAUACAAUGAUCUAUUCCAUCUAUACAAUCAUCUAUUCCAUCUAUAUAAUCAUCUAUUCCAUCUAUAUAAUCAUCUAUUCCAUCUAUACAAUCAUCUAUUCCAUCUAUACAAUCAUCUAUUCCAUCUAUAUAAUCAUCUAUUCCAUCUAUACAAUCAUCUAUUCCAUCUAUACAAUCAUCUAUUCCAUCUAUACAAUCAUCUAUUCCAUCUAUACAAUCAUCUAUUCCAUCUAUACAAUCAUCUAUUCCAUCUAUAUAAUCAUCUAUUCCAUCUAUACAAUCAUCUAUUCCAUCUAUACAAUCAUCUAUUCCAUCUAUACAAUCAUCUAUUCCAUCUAUACAAUCAUCUAUUCCAUCUAUACAAUCAUCUAUUCCAUCUAUAUAAUCAUCUAUUCCAUCUAUACAAUCAUCUAUUCCAUCUAUACAAUCAUCUAUUCCAUCUAUACAAUCAUCUAUUCCAUCUAUACAAUCAUCUAUUCCAUCUAUACAAUCAUCUAUUCCAUCUAUAUAAUCAUCUAUUCCAUCUAUACAAUCAUCUAUUCCAUCUAUACAAUCAUCUAUUCCAUUAUACAUAUAAUCAUCUAUUCCAUCUAUAUAAUCAUCUAUUCCAUCUAUACAAUCAUCUAUUCCAUCUAUACAAUCAUCUAUUCCAUCUAUACAAUCAUCUAUUCCAUCUAUACAAUCAUCUAUUCCAUCUAUACAAUCAUCUAUUCCAUCUAUACAAUCAUCUAUUCCAUC